Molecule: messenger RNA, 4666 nt
Organism: Labrus mixtus (cuckoo wrasse)
Lineage: Eukaryota; Metazoa; Chordata; Actinopteri; Labriformes; Labridae
Gene: rassf3
Product: Ras association domain family member 3
Exons: 7
Coding region: 26-1279 (417 amino acids)
Biological process (GO): signal transduction
Cellular component (GO): cytoplasm
Source: RefSeq, a predicted model, not a curated record
CGGUUGUGUGUGAGGAGUGUGCGUAAUGUUUCACGUAGUGCAUCAGGGUCGGAAAUACGUCCCCACGCGCUCGGCGGUCACGGAUGACUCCACAUUAUCCGUGCAGGCUGUUCAUAUCAUCAAGUCUCCCGGUUCACUGAGGGAGGCACCGGAGGCUACUUGGCCACCACCGGGCGCUAAGAUGCGGAUCUCCAAAGCCAACAAAGGCGGUGUGGUGGUGAGAGCUGUCCGGCGGCAUCCGUCUCCUCAGCCGGCCAGUCUGGAGAGCCUGGAGGCGGCGUGGAGUGAGAGAGAACACCCGAAGUCACCGAGCCAUGAGAGGAGAAACGACGAGGAAGAAGGAGCCGCGAACGGGAUGGAAGGAGGACCACCGAGGAACAGGAAGAAGGGGUUCAGACCCCCCGAUGUGAGGACCAUUUUCUCCCCCGAAGAGAGGGACCCAAGGGUGAAGGAGGAGUCCGGGGAGGGGCACACCUUCGAGCCAGGAGGCGAGAACACCUGGUGUGAUGUGUGCUGCAAUUACAUCUUCCAGCAUGGUCUCACCUGUGCAGGUUGUAAGUACACGUGUCACGCUGCGUGUCGGGACCGGGUGUCUCUGGACUGUCACCCUGCAGCGUCCCCCGUCAGUCAGGACCAGCUCAACAACAACACGCCCCCCCAUGAUGUGGAGAAGGAGAGAGAGCUGCGGACGGAGUUCAGCAGGGAAGAGAUCAGGCAGAGGAUCGAGCUGUACAACUCGGUGACCAAGGACCACCUGAAAAUGACCCUAAAUCCCUCUGGUGUAUACACCGGUUUCAUCAAGGUCCAGAUGGAUUUGAGGAGGCCUGUGACGGUGCGAGGAGGUCAGAGAGGAGAGGAGGCGUUCUAUCUGCCCAGAGGAGUCAGCAACACGCUCCACAUCAGCUCCAGUAACACAGUCAAACAGGUCAUCGUCGCCCUGCUGAGGAAGUUCACAGUCGCAGACAACCCGGCUAAAUAUGCCCUCUACAAACGCUACCGCAGGGAGGAGCAGGUUUAUGUGUGCAAGCUGGCGGAUGGCGAGCAGCCGCUGUUCCUUCGCCUCGUGGCGGGACCCGACACCGACACUCUGAGCUUCGUGCUGAGAGAACAACAGACUGGAGAAGUCAUGUGGGACGCGUUCUCCAUCCCCGAGCUGCGUAACUUCCUGAGGAUCCUCGACAAAGAGGAAGACGAGCAGAGGGAGGCGGUGAUUCGGCGCUACGAGGGCUACCGCCAGAGACUGCAGGAGGCGCUGAGGGAGGUCAGAGGGCCUUCUUAGAGCGAUAAAACCUCCUUAAAAACAGGACUACUGCCCCCCUAGUGGCACGGAGGAGGCAUUCUUCUUUUCUUUUUUUUACCCUCAGAGGAGAAAUAAUGUGCAAAAUUCUGAUCGAGAUGGAGGAAUGAGAAACGGGGAUUCAGCGCCUGGAAGAAGGGAUGAAACGGACAGAAGGAGGGAUGAUUUAAAGAUGACAGGAAGACCGAGGAAGAGACGGCAAACUAAGGACAAGUGAAGGAAGAGAUGAAAGGACAGAAUUGAAACGGACGAUGCAGCCUGGAUCAAAGACUUCAAACCUGCAGUCUGCCUUCUCACACCAAAGAUUUACCUAUAGUGCCAUAAUCAUUCACCCUCUCUCUCCAUCCCUCUUCUUCUUCUUCUUCUUCUCUCACUCUGUCCUGCUGUCACAAAACUGAUGCAGAUUCCUCUUUCAUCCUUUCAAACUUUGUGAACGACUCAUGGCCAUAUGUCCAGUUUUAUUUAAUGUUUGUUUUAAAAAGUCUGUACAUAUUAUUUUUUUUAAUUUAUUUUUUUUCCUUUAAACAAAACGAGUCUUAUUUGAGUUGAUUCUGCAGAAGUGGAGCUGCAGUCUAGUUGUUGACACAGACACUUGAGAAUAGUUGAUCCAGACGGCUUCUAGAUGUAGAAAGACGGAGAGACGUGAGCGCAUGAAACCGUCUCUCGGGGCUGCAGCUACACGAUGGUCACCCCACAACAUUUAGAGAAGUGAAGACAUGUUAUUCAUCGUCGCAUUUUUGCUUUUGUUAGCCGCAAAGUCGAGAGAUAUUUACUAAGUUGUGAGGACGAAAACAAGCAGACUGCAGGAAUGUGCUGAAGUGAAACUGAAGGUUGUAAGAGACGAUGCAGAGAACUUAAAGGAGGUGAACUUGAAGUUGAACGAGACAGAAAAACAAAAACUCUUCAUGAGAGAUAAUCACAGAGCGGAGCGUCCUGCUGCAAGAUCUGAAGGAACAGAGUGAGAUAGAAGUUUGUUUUAGAAGGAAGUCAUUUUAGUUUUAGGGUGAGUAUAGACGACGGAGGAUGAUAACGAUGAACUGGUCGGAUUUGAACUUUUUUGUGUGCAGUUUUGUUCCACCAGCAGAGUUUGACGAAGUAUGAAGUGGUGUAGAUUAGACGGGAGGAGGUCAGAGGAGGGCGAAGUGGAAGUUUGACUGGUUUCUGUAAGUUGACUGAGCAGUUUUGAGGAAGUAGACGAGAAACUUUAGACGCAGGGAGGAAGAUAAAAAACAGAGAGGAUGAAGUUUUUGUUCUGUAAAAUAGUCUGAGGUGAGGAGGACGCGGGAGAGAAAGUGGUGAAGCAGUGUGAUCAUAACCUUGACGACGACGACGGGGUUUUUCCUCGAACACCAAGUCGUCAUGAUUAACUGCAUGUCGGCUGGUUGCAUUAAUAAAAGCUCCUGUUAUUCACAGCUGAGAGAAAAAGGAGGUCUGUGAGUGCUGAUAGCUGCAGAGAGCAGAGGGAGGGAAAAAUGGGCCGCAUUGUAUCGGCCUCCUGUCCGUCUGUCUGCAGGCAUUCAUUUAAAACGCAGCUGCUUUUGUGCUCUAAUCUCAAGUUGAAACGUGCAGCCUUGACCUCCCAAUCAACCUGGUUUAUUUUGUUUCUGGUGGAUUAAGGAGAAGAAUGCCACAGAUCGAAAAAAGGACUAAGUGGUAGCGCAGAGAAAGGUCUGGAAAAGUCAAAAAUGCAAACAGAAAAAAUGAGCACAAGUGAGUUUAAAAGAAGGUUACAGACCUUUUUAGAUGGUGUUGCAAUUAAAUAGCUGCCUUAAAUAUACAUAUGCAAUGUUAUCUUUACUGUACAGAAUGAAUCAUAUAGGGGUUAGAGACCAAAAGAAGUCGUUCUCCGCACAGUUCUGUGGAAAAAUCUUUGCUUUUUAGAUCGGUAAUUAUUUAGAAAUUAAAGAAAAUCAGACAAACAAGUAGACGUGAUUCACAAAGACAAUCAUUCAGACAAUUCAAAUGUCUUAAAUCUUCAGAAAGCCAUUAAAAAAAGAGCUGUAAAAUGCUUCAUAGUUUGACCUGCAGGUACUGUGUGAAAUCAUAAAGGAUGUUGUACAACGCCGCCAUCUAGUGGAUAAAUACUGCAAGUGUUCUCUCUUCUGUGUCAAAGAUUUAUUUUUCCUGUUAUAACCAAAGAUACUUUUGUGGUGUUGCCUGGAGCAAAAUAUAUUAGAGGCCUCUUCCCACCGGAGGGAAAAUCAUAUAUAUAGAUUUAGAGUUUUAUUUAAAGGGGGGUUUUAACCCUUCGUUUAUUUUACUAUCAAACACUGGGUUCAACUACGGAAGAAAAAAAGGGCCAAAAGGGUUUCUGUUCUUUCAAGCAGAUGGAUACAGAAGUGUGAUUUGUUAAGGGGAGUGUGUGAAGUUCAGUUAAUCAUGAUGAUGUCAUUUAGAAGGCAGGGAAAUUAAAAACAUCACAGAGUUGCAUUAUGGGAAAUGUAGGAUCCAGCAUCUUGUGCGUGUGAUUUAACAAAUAUAUAUUUUUAUAAACGUUCAUUUUUCAGUCUUUCUCAAACCUUUCUGGAAGUGAAAUUUAAGUUGUCAUUUAAAAAUCCAUCAUGCUACAUUUUUGUAGUUCUAAUUUCCUUUUUGACGUUCCCAUGAAAAUAGAAAGAAAUAGUGUCUACUUUUUUUUUUGUGGAUGGAGGCAAAUAUUUUGAGAAAUCCUGUUUAUUAGACGUUAUAUUUUAAACUUAAACUUUAAGGCAGGCUGGACUUUGCAGAACCUGAAACAUAGAACUGGAUAUUUCAAACAUGUAGAGUCAUUAAAAACACUUACAUCACGUGUUCAGAUGCUUUUAGAGCGAAACCUUUUGGCCCUCUUUUUGCUUCCUCAUAGUGUAUUUUUAAAUGAUGCGAAAGUCUGCAUGGAAACAGUUGAUUCAUCUUAAAACCUUGUUGUUGUUGUUGUUUGUUUGUUUGAUAAACAAUGUUAGCUGUUCAAACAUCAUACCAGACAAUUUAUCGUUACGUUUUUAUUUUUUUAUUUUAUUUUGGGCACUUUAACUUUGAAUUCAGGGAAGACGGGUUUUUGAUUUUUCUUAAUUUCUCCUGUUUUAUCUUCAGACUAUCGCCAUCACACUCUGAACAUUAUCUUAAUAAUCUUAUUUUAAAGAUUUUGCUUCACUCGUGAUUUUUAUGGUUUUUUUUGGAAGUACAGUUGUUUUUGUUUUUUAAGCUGAUUUUUGUAUUUUUUGGUCUCACCGAGCUUCCGUACAUUUUUUGGCUCAGCGUUAGCUUUUUAGACUGUGAAACAUUUGGUUGAAUCUGGCAUGUGUUCCUGUUUGUCUCUCUGUAAACAUUACAUGCUUACUGUACACACUACUGGGCUGUUUGACAUUAAAAAACAUGAGUUCUUGUUCUCAA